Ilex paraguariensis (yerba mate) is the source of this 791-nucleotide messenger RNA. The record is from the annotation of a GenBank genome assembly. NCBI's taxonomy places the organism in Eukaryota, Viridiplantae, Streptophyta, Magnoliopsida, Aquifoliales, Aquifoliaceae.
CCACCACCACCUUCUGUCUCUUUCUUGCUCUCGGAUACUAACGUAAAGCAGCUAGAAGCUUUUGGAUACUUGGACAUGGCUGGUUUUCCAAGAGCUGCAUGUAUUUCACUCUCUCUGCUAUGUGUCCUCUUCUUCAGCUUCUCAGAAGCUAGAGACCAUUUGGUCGGUGGCAAAACAGAUGCGUGGAAGAUCCCUUCUUCUGAAUCCGACUCUCUCAAUCAAUGGGCUGAAAAGUCUCGUUUCCUUAUUGGCGAUUCGCUUGUGUGGAAGUAUGACAGCAGUAUAGAUUCAGUGUUACAAGUGACCAAGAGGGACUAUGUGACCUGCAACACUUCUAGUCCCAUAGAAGCAUACAAAGAUGGGAAUACCAAUGUGAAGCUGGACCGUUCAGGACCUUUCUACUUCAUCAGUGGAUCCGAGGGACAUUGCGAGAAAGGCCAGAAAUUGAUUGUGGUGGUCAUGUCCGAGAAACACCGGAGAUUCAUUGCCAUUUCUCCGGCUCCUUCUCCAGUGGAGUUCGAGGGUCCGGCCAUUGCUCCGGCAAGUGGUGCUACUACCUUAAAGGGCAGUUUGGGGGUGACGCUGGGAGUGAUAGUAGGAGUUGUGUUGAUGUGAGAUUGGUUAAUUAGUUUAUUGGAUGAUAAUGAUGGUUUAGUCUAAAUAUUUGUCGAUGACACACAGGCAUUUCUGUUGGGGUCAAUUUUUUUGUGGGGUCUUAUUUCUGGACUCGAAUCAUUGUGUAUUUGAGAUUAUAUACAGCAAUAAUAUGAAUUAUUUUUUCUUUUCUGGUC